Molecule: messenger RNA, 2138 nt
Organism: Talpa occidentalis (Iberian mole)
Lineage: Eukaryota; Metazoa; Chordata; Mammalia; Eulipotyphla; Talpidae
Gene: TFAP2B
Product: transcription factor AP-2 beta
Exons: 7
Coding region: 1-1383 (460 amino acids)
Biological process (GO): regulation of cell population proliferation; regulation of transcription by RNA polymerase II; anatomical structure development
Cellular component (GO): nucleus
Molecular function (GO): RNA polymerase II transcription regulatory region sequence-specific DNA binding; DNA-binding transcription factor activity, RNA polymerase II-specific
Source: RefSeq, a predicted model, not a curated record
AUGCACUCACCUCCUAGAGACCAGGCUGCCAUCAUGCUCUGGAAGCUCGUGGAGAAUGUCAAGUACGAAGAUAUCUAUGAGGACCGGCACGAUGGCGUCCCGAGUCACAGCUCCAGGCUCUCCCAGCUGGGCUCGGUGUCCCAAGGACCUUACUCGAGCGCCCCGCCGCUGUCCCACACCCCAUCGUCAGACUUUCAGCCGCCCUACUUCCCGCCCCCCUACCAGCCUCUCCCCUACCAUCAGAGCCAGGACCCCUACUCCCACGUCAACGACCCCUACUCCCUGAAUCCACUGCACCAGCCCCAGCAGCACCCUUGGGGCCAACGACAGCGGCAAGAAGUGGGUUCAGAAGCCGGCUCUCUCCUGCCCCAGCCUCGGGCCGCCUUGCCCCAGCUCUCCGGCCUCGACCCCCGGAGGGACUACCACUCGGUCCGCCGGCCGGAUGUGCUGCUGCAUUCCGCGCACCACGGCCUGGACGCGGGCAUGGGUGACAGCCUCUCGCUGCACGGCCUCGGGCAUCCCGGCAUGGAAGACGUCCAGUCAGUUGAAGAUGCCAAUAACAGCGGCAUGAAUCUAUUGGACCAGUCUGUCAUAAAAAAAGUUCCUGUUCCUCCCAAAUCUGUGACUUCUCUGAUGAUGAAUAAAGAUGGCUUCCUGGGAGGCAUGUCCGUCAACACUGGCGAGGUGUUUUGCUCGGUGCCCGGCCGUUUGUCUCUUCUCAGUUCAACUUCAAAGUACAAAGUAACUGUGGGGGAAGUGCAGAGACGGCUUUCGCCCCCCGAAUGCCUCAACGCAUCUCUCCUCGGUGGCGUCCUCAGAAGAGCCAAAUCGAAAAAUGGGGGGAGAUCUUUGCGAGAAAGGCUAGAAAAAAUCGGUUUGAAUUUACCCGCGGGCAGACGCAAAGCAGCAAAUGUCACGUUACUCACCUCCCUGGUGGAAGGAGAAGCUGUUCAUUUAGCUCGGGAUUUUGGGUAUAUUUGUGAAACGGAGUUUCCCGCCAAAGCUGUUUCUGAGUAUUUGAACCGGCAGCACACGGACCCCAGUGACCUGCACUCCCGAAAGAACAUGCUGCUGGCUACCAAGCAACUUUGUAAAGAAUUUACGGAUCUGCUGGCGCAGGACCGGACGCCCAUUGGCAACAGCCGGCCCAGUCCCAUCCUGGAGCCCGGCAUCCAGAGCUGCCUCACGCACUUCAGCCUCAUCACGCACGGCUUCGGCGCCCCGGCCAUUUGCGCCGCGCUCACGGCCCUGCAGAACUAUCUCACCGAGGCGCUCAAAGGCAUGGACAAGAUGUUCUUGAACAACACCACCACUAACAGGCACACGUCUGGGGAAGGCCCAGGUAGUAAAACUGGCGACAAGGAGGAGAAACACAGGAAAUGAAAAAUUUUUUAAAAAAAGGAAAAAUGUUUUAAAUACAAAAGGAAAACAGAAAAAUUUAAUUUUAGCUUUAAAAUAUUGGAUUGGCUUUGGAAGAAUUAUAUUAGGUAGAAUACACAUACAAUCAAAAUUUAAAAAAAAAAAAGCUAAAUAACUUUAAAAAAAAAAAACUGAGGCGUACAACGGAGCAACAAUACCGGUUCUCAGUGUCUAUUUCAAGAUACACUUGGAGACAACCGUCCGGAUUUUCCACUUCGGUUCUUACGAGCUUAGUAAUACUGAUAAUAAAAGAAAACCAUGAUUUUUUUUUCCCUUUGGAAAAUAAACAUAAGACUUAACAUGAGAAACCGCUAACUUAUUGGAAGAAAUCGGAGAAACAUUGUUGGUGUCGAUGCUUUGAGAGCUGGUUGACUGAAACGCACGAACUUUUUAAUUUUUAAUAUUUUUUUAGGAAACUCUCGCAGUCCCCAACCUUCCACCUCACCUCACCUUUCUCCCAGCCACCCUUUUCUACGUUACCCUCCCUUCCUCAAGCUGUCACGGGAAUCUUCCGGGAUGAAAAUGAGUGUGGUUAGCCCUUUUGCAUUGUGUUUCAGCCUCCUUGGUCCUCCUGCCCCCGCCCCUCCCUGCGCUCUUAACUCACCGCUGCCCAGCGCCCGGGCCCUUUGCAUAAUUAGGGAGGGUGAAGGCGGGAGGGGCGGGCGGCUCUCAACGAGAAGCUUGUCGUGGCUGCUGCUUUUGGUGCGGGCAAGCUGAGC